Diachasma alloeum is the source of this 845-nucleotide messenger RNA. Its product is annotated as farnesol dehydrogenase. The coding region runs from base 89 to 832 and encodes 247 amino acids. The record is from RefSeq and is a predicted model, not a curated record. The transcript has 5 exons. NCBI's taxonomy places the organism in Eukaryota, Metazoa, Arthropoda, Insecta, Hymenoptera, Braconidae.
CUGUUAUAAAUUAUCGAGUCAGUUCAAGUCUGAACUCAGAGGCGUGCACGUUCAUUACUCAUUUGUCGUUGUCUUGGUCCUCGUAAGCAUGGAUCGUUGGGUUGGGAAAAUUGUUGUUGUUACUGGUGCCUCGGCUGGAAUUGGCCUGGCGACGACUAGGGCCCUCAUUAAACAUGGAAUGAUAGUGGUUGGCCUUUCUAGGAGGAAACAGAAGAUGCUGGACGAGAUGACAGAUUUGGCGAAUGCUAGAGGGAAGUUCCACGCAUUGGAAUGCGAUGUCAGUAAGAGGGAUAGCAUUGCAGAAGCGUUUCAAUGGAUCAAAGAAAAUCUGGGAACUGUUCAAGUUCUGAUCAACAAUGCAGGAUAUAUAGCUCUUGGAACGUUCACUGACACAACACCAGAAACUUGGCAGGGUGUCAUUGACGUCAAUUUAAUGGGCUCGAUCCACUGCGCUACAACAGCUGUCAAGAUGAUGCAGGAAGCGAAACUGGAAGGGCACAUCAUCAACAUAAACAGCAUCGAAGGCCAUCGCAUUUACUUGUGCAAUGGAAAUCCUUUCAAUAUUUACGGAGUGACAAAACACGGAAUUACUGCCUUCACUGAGACACUUCAGCGAGAGCUAAUGGGGCAGAACAUUCGGGUCACAAGCUUGAGCCCGGGGCUGGUGAACACGGAGCUAUUGAAUGAAUACGGUGAUGGAGCGACUCUGUGCGAGGUACCGGGUCUGGAACCUAAGGACAUAUCCGAUUCGAUUAUUUAUGUUCUGGGAACACCGCAGAGAGUGCAGGUCACCGAAUUGAUAAUCAGACCUUUGGGGGAGAGGGCUCUCUAAUUAUUUUAUUUCU